CGGUUCAUAAUUACUUGGGUCCUACUCUUUCCUUAACCCAUACUGCCAAUUCACUACCAUCCAACCUCAUCAAUGCUGUAACGCAAAACACCCCAAUCUCUCCUCCUCUUUACUUUGAUUGUCUUCAAAGUUUCUUGUUUCUUUCUUUCUCACCACAAGACACACACAAAUUGGCUAUUUGACUAUUAGCUCUCGACUUUACCACAAUACCCCUCACUCGUCUAUAAGUACAAAACCAAAUGGUACAACAAUCAAAUGUCUUUUAAGUUUAAAUAACACCCAGAAAAUUAGUAAGCGCCGCUCUGUACUUACCUGCCACGUGGCGUAUUCUCUCUGCACGACGCGCUUUUUUUUCUUUCCUAUUUACACAAUCUAUCUCCUCUUCUUCACUCAAACCAAACCUUCUUCUUACCAAACAUCGAUAGAAACCAUGAGAGUUAUCUCAAAGCUGUUCGAUUCAGACAAAAGAAAACGAACACCGAAACAUUUAGACUCCGGCGAAAGCGCCACGUCAUCAUCAUCACUCAGCGACGCCACCACCGGCUCAAGCAGCCUACACAGCAGUCUCUCUCUCCAAACACUUCCUUCAGUUCCUUCUCUUCAGAAAAUCCCCUCCGCCACCGUCACCGUCUCUCACUCCGUCACCUCUUCGUUUAAACUCCGUGAGCGGAGUCUCCCCGUCACAUGUCUCGCCGUCAACGGUGGUUACCUCUUCGCCGUCUCCGGACACGAAGUAAGCAUCUACGAUCGCGACAUGUGUGCUCAUCUCGACACAUUCAACGGCCAGGAUCCUUUCUCGGGAACAGUUAAAUCCGUCGGCUUCUCCGGUGAAAAAAUCUUCACGGCGCAUCAAGACGGUAAGAUCGGAGUCUGGAAACUAACGGCGAAAAGCGGUUAUAAACAGUUGACAACGCUUCCGACUCUAAACGACCGUUUGCGACGCUUCGCUCUCCCUAAAAACUACGUUCAAGUACGCCGUCAUAAAAAACGUCUCUGGAUCGAACAUGCCGACGCCGUCACUGCUCUCGCCGUCAACGACGGGUUCAUUUACUCUGUUUCUUGGGAUAAGACUUUGAAGAUUUGGAGAGCUUCUGAUCUUCGUUGCAAAGAGUCUAUCAAAGCUCACGAUGACGCCGUUAAUGCCGUUGCCGUCUCUGCUAACGGCACGGUUUACACCGGUUCCGCGGAUAGACGUAUCCGGGUCUGGGCUAAACCGACCGGUUCGAAACGUCAUGCGUUGGUCGCGACUUUGGAGAAGCAUAAAUCGGCGGUUAACGCUUUGGCGUUAAACGACGAUGGAUCGGUUUUGUUUUCCGGUUCGUGUGACCGGUCUAUUUUGGUUUGGGAGAGAGAGGACACUUGCGAUUACAUGGCGGUGAGAGGUGCUUUGAGGGGACAUGAUAAAGCAAUACUUAGCUUGUUCAACGUCUCUGAUUUGCUGCUGAGUGGAUCUGCAGAUCGGACGGUUAGGAUUUGGCGACGUGGAUCUGAUUCUAGUUACAGUUGCUUGGAGGUUCUUUAUGGUCAUACUAAACCGGUUAAGUCGUUGGCGGCGGUUAAAGAUACGGAGUCAGACGGUGUCGUUUCAAUCGUUAGUGGAAGUCUUGACGGAGAGGUUAAAUGUUGGAAGGUCUCCGUCACCAAACCGGAUCAUUCAUUUUACACGAAUCUUGUUCAAUAAAUUAAUUACAUUUGUUUGUUUUUUUUUGGUUGAAAAUUAUUGUUUUGUAAACAACAAAUUUGGCGUUUUUUAACAGUCAUUUGCAAAAAAAAAUGAGUAAGUAAUUAUUGAAAUACGUGCCAGAAGAGCUUUAUAUA
This is a messenger RNA of Camelina sativa (false flax), 1818 nucleotides long. RefSeq names its product protein JINGUBANG. Lineage: Eukaryota; Viridiplantae; Streptophyta; Magnoliopsida; Brassicales; Brassicaceae. Gene Ontology annotation, molecular function: protein binding. The record is from RefSeq and is a predicted model, not a curated record.